AUGGAGAUCCAGGACAAAGUGGAGCUCUGUUUUCCACAUCUCCUCAACACAUCCUGCAGGAAGCCCACACUUCACUGGUUUGAAGCUGUGCUCCUCAACAUUCUGCUAUCUUCCAUCUCUGUGAUCACAGUGGUUCUCAACCUGCUGGUCAUCAUCUCAGUCUCCCACUUCAGGCAGCUUCAUACACCCACUAACAUCCUCCUCCUCUCUCUGGCUAUGUCAGACUUUCUUGUGGGCCUGCUGUUGAUGCCGGUAGAAAUCUUUAGGAAAACAAACUGCUGGAUAUUUGGAGAUGCCCUAUGUUCUCUUUAUUGUUAUGUGUGCGUCAACAUUAUCUGUGCUUCAAUAGGAAACAUAGUCCUCAUAUCGAUCGACCGUUGUGUGGCUAUUUGUUAUCCUAUGCAUUACCCCAACAGAAUCACUGUUUCAAGAGUCCAAAUCAGUGUCUGUGUUUGUUGGCUUUAUUCUGCUUUCUACAGCAGUUUUUAUGUGAAGGAUGUCCUCAUUCAACCAGACAGCACUAAAUUCUGCUUUGGAGAAUGUGUGCUUGCCAUUGACUAUAUUACAGGAACUAUUGAUUUUGUUUUAAAUUUUAUUAUUCCAGUUACUGUCAUCAUAGUUCUGUAUCUGAUAAUAUUUGUGGUGGCUGUGUCUCAGGCUCGUGCCAUGCGCUCUCAUGUUACAGCUGUCACAGUCCAGAUUUCAUUGACUCUGACAAGAAAGAAAUCUGAGUUGAAAGCAGCCAGGACUCUUGGUGUUCUGGUAGUUGUAUAUCUAAUUUGUUACUGCCCUUAUUACUUUUAUGUUGCUUUUGAGGACAAUGUGAUCAGUAAUGCAUCUGGGUCCGCUGUCGUCUUCUUCAUUUAUUUCAACUCGUGUUUAAACCCUGUCAUCUAUGCACUGUUUUACCCCUGGUUUAGAAACAGUGUUAAACACAUCGUCACUCUGCGGAUACUGAAGCCUGACUCCUGUGAGGCCAACAUACUGUAGAGAGACUAUGAAAGUUAUAAAAUGAUGCAAACUUUACAAGGAUUACCGUAACAAUUAACUGUGGGGUAAUACUGAUGUCAUUGCUACUUCAGGAAGUUUAAUUUAAUGAAGUAGUCUAUAUAAAGAAACUGCU
Mugil cephalus (flathead mullet) is the source of this 1123-nucleotide messenger RNA. RefSeq names its product trace amine-associated receptor 13c-like. Gene Ontology annotation, biological process: G protein-coupled receptor signaling pathway. Bases 1 to 990 code for a protein of 329 amino acids. Gene Ontology annotation, molecular function: trace-amine receptor activity. Lineage: Eukaryota; Metazoa; Chordata; Actinopteri; Mugiliformes; Mugilidae. The record is from RefSeq and is a predicted model, not a curated record. The transcript has 2 exons. Gene Ontology annotation, cellular component: membrane.